CUUGUUUUUUUAUUUAUUCUGUAUAUUUAUUCUUAUCGAAUAUGGAAGUGGGGUUAAUAGACUUAACUAUUAAGGAUUCAGAAAUAUUUAUUUAUGAAAAGUGAAAAUAAGGAGAGUGUUUGUAAAAUUUAUAUCGAGGUUAUGACUCUAGCAAAGCUGGCAUAUUUAUAUUUGACGACUAUCUAUCCUUUGCAAUGAGAAAAUCGUUCUAUCAAUGGAUACUACUAUAACCAUUUCAAGUAAGAGCGUUAAAAAUAAAUCUGAUUAUUUGCAUUUAACGUACAACACGGGAAAAAAUAAGGAUGCCAUAAUUUCUGUGGAUUCAUCGAAUUUCGGUCAAAGCGGGAGCGUUACAUGGGAUAAAAAGUGUCCAACCUUAUCAAAUAUCGAGAAAGUCACUAACUGGAUGAAGCAAAGUGACAAGGAAUGCGUCAAAAAUGAAUUCACAGAUUUAGUUAAAAACAAGGAAUCAGAAGCAAAGAGCUUGAUAUUAGUUCGAUGUGAUUUUAAUAAAGCUGCAAAUACACAAGCUUAUUACCCCUCGCCAUUCAACAGAUCCACUUCUUUGAUAAACUAUUUUAAAGAUGAAACAUUAGCUAAACAUUCUAAAGUACCUAUGACUCCAAAACUCGAAGGUACUUUUAAAGCACCUGACCAGAAGUCUAACUGUUUCCAUUUAGAAAGUCCAUUAUCAAAAACGGGCAGUUCAUAUUCGAAUGAAAUCAUGGAUGAAGUUCCUCUAAGCCCUGAGAGUCGCAAAAAGGAACUUUGCCAUUAUUUACAGUUGAUGAAUCCUGCAGACAAGAAGGAAAUUACCAUCUUACAAAAUCGUAGAUCGACAAGGGUGAAACAUUUGGCUGAACAAAAACAGGUUCAGGAUAAGAUAAAGGAGAUAACUGAGGAGGUCAAUAUGGAAAUACCUGAAAAAGCAGCUACUUUAAAGUCAUUUAAGGAAUUAAACAUUCAGAUCACCACUUCAGAACAUGAAGAUGAUGAUGAAUCUGAUAAAAUGGACCAUUUUUCUUUUCCCUUUCCACCAAAAAAACUGAUAACUGCCACUAAAGAUUUCGAUGACAUUAUGACUAGACUGGUACCAAGAUUAAAAAGAAGACUAAAAGAAGUGAAAAUACCUUUCUUGACAGACAAGCCAAAAGGGAAAAAAGAUGUGUCUAAACCAAUUCAUGAUAAAAACAAGUCAUCUAAGAUGGUUAAAAUGGACAAAACCUUACCAAAAAUGCGUAAAAAACAUGUCAAAGGAAGGAUUAAAACAUUGCGAAGCAAUGGUAGUCUAAAAGAUGUUCCUAUUAAAAAACUUAUUGCCAAAAAUGAAAAACAAAUUAUUAAAACAAAGACUUCUAAAAGUAUAAAUGGGAAGAGACAAUCAGUUACAUCUGUUUCUCAUAAAUCUAGGACCAAAUCUCCUGCUAAAUCAAUCAGUUCACAUUGUGAAAUUAUUUCUGUAGGCCACUCUCAAGAUGAAGAUAUUGAUUUAGAACAUUUCAUGGAUGAUAUGGUGGAUUUUGAUAAACUUAGUGAAGAACAUAGAAAAUGUCUGAUCGAGAGCAGAAUUUUAUCAACAAACAAAACAGUUUCACAUUCUUACAACAUGGAUAUGUCACCUUUAUUUGGUUUCACCAAGUCUGACACUCAUGAAAUCAGCAAAAUGUGCGAAAAAUAUAAAAAUUCCUUACAAUUGAACCUCCAAAAAGAUGUAUUGACUGAUAUAAAAUUAUCCAAAGAUGUAGAAAUGGAAAAAAAGAAGGAAAUAAUUGAAAAGGAAAAGAAACAACAGGCUAAUGGCGGGAAUACUUAUCUUAUUGUUAACAUUCAUACUCCAGAUUCGUCUGAAAAUGUAUCUGGGAGUUCAGCAGUUUCUGAGCAAUCAACUGUUUCAACUUUAAGAGAACAUGAUUAUGCUAGUGCUCCCAGUAAGAACAGUGAAAAGGAAGACAGCGAUAGUGAAGACAAUGAUGCCAUGUCUCUGCAGGCAAAGGAAGCAAGUUCAGGAAAUUUUAUAGAGGUAAAUACCAACAGUAUAUCAAAUAACACUAAAUUCGAAUUACUGCCAUUUAAACCCAAUGGCGGUACGAAAUCUUUACAUAAAAGUUUACAAUUCAAUGGAAAGAAGAUGCACAAUUUGGCAUCUAGUUCCGCUUUGGCUCAAGAAUGGGACAUGCCUACGUCGCCGAAGCUACAGUUAAAGAAACAGUCGCAUUUCAUAAGCAUAAGUUCCGAGAAUGGAGCUGUACUGAAAGCAUUUUAUGUCAGUUAUAAUCUUAUUAUUUGUCAAGAGUUUCUUAUUUCGUUUUGGAUGCAAACUCCUUUAGGCAACGUCCUCGGCUCCCAAAACAUGUGGGUGCCGCGCGGCCAAACUCAGAAGAUAGUUUUAAAUAACAGGUGCCUUCAGAAAGAUUCCACGGAAAAGGUCGUAUGUUCGGAUACGAGCGUCGUAUACAUCGAACUGUGGAUGAAAGAACACAAAUCGGAAAUGAGACAGGGUCCCGUAGCCGAUGUCUUCGUGACUUUAUACUAUUGGAAACAGAGGCAGAACGGUUUAGAUAAAAAAGUUUUGCAAUUGGAAAAUAUUAACGGAUUUGCCGAUGAUGUUCAAUAUUGUGUAAUGAAGAAUUUUCCAAAAAUCAUCGUCAGCUGGCAUUCGGCCAACGAGGAAACAACUCAGCCGAAAAGGACGUUUAUUCACGCCUAUCAGCUGGCAUCCGAUUACCAGACUGUGUCUAAUAUUUAUGACAUAGAACCUGUCGAUCACUAUGUGUCUUCUCUACAUAAUAUCGAAGAUUAUGACGAUCUCUUAAUGGGUUGCGGUGAGAACAAAAUAACGUUAUGGAAUAUCGAAUUCGGCCAUAUAAUUGCCACCGUUGAAUUGAAUGAUAUCAAGACGCCGCUAUCGACGUUAUGGGUGAAUUGCGAUAGGGGUUUCUUAUUUGCUCUCCAACAAUGUGUAGAUCGAGAAUUGAGGUUAAUAGCUAUCAAUGGAAUGAAGCAAUCUUGGAAAAAAUUGGCGAGUUAUUUUCCACCAGAGGGAUUCGAUAGAUUAAAGGGAGUGUGUAUCGAAAACGGUUUACUCAUUGCGUUUUACGAUCAAGGAAUUCUCUGUUGGAAUACCGAAACCGGUGAGAACUUAGAGGAAAUCAACUUAGAGAACGAUAUAAUACCGUGCGGAACGCACGUAAUUUUAGUCGAAGAUAAUCAAAUUAUUGUUAAGCACGCGUUGACGCAUCUGAUGUCCAUUUCCGUCGAAGAAUCAUGA
Messenger RNA from Psylliodes chrysocephalus, 3268 nucleotides. NCBI's taxonomy places the organism in Eukaryota, Metazoa, Arthropoda, Insecta, Coleoptera, Chrysomelidae. The record is from the annotation of a GenBank genome assembly.